Messenger RNA from Verticillium nonalfalfae, 699 nucleotides. RefSeq lists its product as uncharacterized. The coding region runs from base 1 to 699 and encodes 232 amino acids. The record is from RefSeq and is a predicted model, not a curated record. NCBI's taxonomy places the organism in Eukaryota, Fungi, Ascomycota, Sordariomycetes, Glomerellales, Plectosphaerellaceae. The transcript has a single exon.
AUGCGCAACAUCGCCUUCCUCAUGGGCCUCGCCAGCUUGACGUCGGCAUCACCACUGGCUGUCCGUCAAACAAGCUACCCCCAGAAAUCAACCUCGUCAGGCUUUACCCUCGUUGUUAAUGUGACGAAUCCGGCGGCCGACUUUUGCGAGUCCAUCAACCACUACACGCUCUCCUCAAUCCACGUCGGUGCGGGCCAGGCACUUGCCGCCAUCUCAAGCGAGUCCACCCGCGUGUGGUAUGUCAACGGCACUCAACAAGAGAUUAGCGAGAGUAAGGGCACCGUUGUGACCGACGGCGGCACCCCGCCUUUCCCCAACGGCAUCGAUAUCGCGGAAGCCGAAGACUCUGUUUCAGCCGUGCGCGUUGAUGCCGGAGACGGCACAAAGGGUGUGCAGCUCACCAGCGGUUCUGAGCCGUACGCCUAUCUGACGGCUCCCGUCAUCGGCAGCUACAUCGUCUGCAAUGAGAGUGUACCGUACUACCAGGGACGCAAGUUUCUCCUCUUGAAGCAUGCCGAGACGGAGAUCAACGAAGAAGGCGAGUCCGAGUCGAACAUCCCCGAGGACUGUGUCGCUAUCAGACUCGUACCUCAAUGUGCAAAGCUUGCGGAUUUGCCUGCGGGCGCCAUUGCGAGCCACGAGUUCACCAAUGAAGUGGGCUGCUACGACGACGUUGCCUCCAUUGAUUGGAGCAAAUAG